GUCUUUGCUCUACCUCUAAUACUUCUGUUGUUCACCCAGGUGGUGUUUGCACAGCCACACGACAAUUACGACUCACAGCCACAAGGCUUUAUACAUCAACAACAACCUUUGCUCGACCCUACACUUUACAACAACACAACCAUGGCACAUCAAAAUGGCUAUCGCGCCGUCUCAUACUUUGUCAACUGGGCAAUCUAUGGUCGCAACCACCAACCCCAGGAUCUGCCUGCAGACAAGCUUACACAUGUUCUCUACGCAUUUGCGAACAUCAAGCCCGAUACUGGCGAGGUACAUCUCACAGACGCAUGGUCAGACACCGACAAGCACUACGAUGGAGACUCCUGGAACGAUGUCGGCACCAAUGUCUACGGCUGCAUGAAACAACUAUUCCUGCUCAAGAAGCGCAACCGGAAUCUCAAGGUACUGCUCAGUAUCGGUGGCUGGACAUACUCACCGAACUUCGCUGGACCUGCAUCUACCGAAGCUGGCCGCCAGUGUUUCGCCAACAGUGCUGUCGCUCUGCUCAAAGACCAUGGCCUUGAUGGCCUGGAUGUUGACUGGGAGUACCCGGCAGAUGACGCUCAAGCUAGCGACUACGUCCUCCUUCUGAGAGCCACCAGACUUGCUCUGGAUGCAUACUCGCAGUCACUCCCAGGAAACCCACACUUUGCCUUGACAGUUGCUGCACCCUGUGGCCCCGAGAAUUUGCAACGCAUGCAUCUACGUGACAUGGAUCAAUACCUAGAUUUCUGGAACUUGAUGGCCUACGAUUUCACAGGCACUUGGAGCACUCACGCAGGUCAUCAGACCAACAUCGGUCCUUGCAACCAAAACCCCCAAAGCACACCUGUCAGCACUGACAAUGCUGUUCGCUGGUACACUGAGCACUGUGGCAUUCAUCCGAGUAAACUCGUCAUUGGCAUGCCACUAUACGGCCGCAGCUUUGCAAACACCGAUGGACCUGGCGCACCGUACUCUGGCGUCGACUCUGGAGCCAGCUGGGAAGCUGGAUCUGGCAUCUGGGAUUACAAAGCUCUGCCCCGCCCAGGAGCAACCGAACACCACGACCCCACCGCCGGCGCAUCCUGGAGCUACGACCCCUCCUCUCGCAUCAUGAUCACCUACGACAACCCUGCCUCCUCUGCCGCAAAAGCGUGGCCGCUAUGGCCGAUCAUGUCGCCUUGUCGACUGAUUCGUGCCCGCUCGGAGCGGAAUAAAGACGGUUGGUGA
This is a messenger RNA of Aureobasidium uvarum, 1230 nucleotides long. The record is from the annotation of a GenBank genome assembly. NCBI's taxonomy places the organism in Eukaryota, Fungi, Ascomycota, Dothideomycetes, Dothideales, Saccotheciaceae.